This is a messenger RNA of Caenorhabditis remanei, 2592 nucleotides long. RefSeq lists its product as uncharacterized. Lineage: Eukaryota; Metazoa; Nematoda; Chromadorea; Rhabditida; Rhabditidae. Gene Ontology annotation, biological process: embryo development. Bases 1 to 2592 code for a protein of 863 amino acids. The record is from RefSeq and is a predicted model, not a curated record. The transcript has 4 exons.
AUGUCGUCUGCCAGCCCACGGAUCAAAAACAAACCAGAUACAGGACCCCCAGACAAGACAUCGGUAGAAACUCCAAGCGGUGAUCUGGAUAUCCCUGAAUUGGUGCCAGUAGAUUCUACACCACCAGUUCCAAAAGAAGAAACUGCUGAAUCCAUGAUGUUGAGCCAACCAGCGUUACAAUCCCUCGUUGCACUGGAACUUGCUUCCGAGGAACCCAACGUGCCAACUGCAACGCCAAUAAAUCUGGUCAUCGAUCAACAAGACUCUCCUAUCAUGGGACAAUUGGAAGCAUAUUCAGAAGAUGUCGUGAAGGUUAAACUAAUGGACUCCCCAAAAUUUCCUAACAGAGAAGAAGAUACACAUAUCGAAAAUCCGGUGGAUUCGCCAAUCGUUUUACAAGAACCUAUAGAUCUGAUGAAGUAUGAUGCUGUUAAACCAGAACCGGAAGAAGCUUCUAUAAACGAACUGAUUGACACGCUGAUCACCCUGGUAGAAUGUAAUAUUGCGAAGCAAGAUGGAACUACUACAAACCAACCGGUCGAGGAACCCAGAGAACAGAUGGCAGCUGAAGACGGCGAAGCUGAGAAUACGAUGUCAAACCUACCUGUUGUAAAACCCAUGGAACUCAAAAAAUCUCAAGCCGUGAAAACGUCCAAAAGCCAACAUUCUAUCAAGUCUGCUGACUUAUUGAAGGAGACAUCACAAGCUGAAAUCGAGAAACAGGAUAUGAAGAAAAAAGAGCGUGGUCCAAAUCUCCCCUCUUCUCACCAUGGAGAAUCUUCAGCCAACAAACCAGUUUUGCCACAUUUGGAGGCAAAUCAUAAUAAACUCAGCCAGAAUUCGCCUACCAAAUUGGCAGGAUUGCCUUUCAUUGUCAAAGAAGAAUUGCUUUUGAAACCAAAAAAAGUUGGUGCAAAACACCCAAUUGUUAAACCCAUGAAACCCGUAGUCCUUGCUACAAAAAUAACUGAUUAUGUUUCAAACAAACUGUUGCUCAACCAACAAGUUUCAUCAAAUUUGGAUAAGAAAAAAUGCGAUUUCAGUCAACACCAAUCAACAAAGCGAAAGGCAUUGCCACCAAGCCCAGAACCUCCUAAACCUCUGAAACGGAAGAAACUUGGAGAGAAUCAAUCUUCUGGAAACGAAGAAGUUGUGAAGAAGGCGACACGUGUCUUGACACCAGUUCUGGGAGAAACGUCACAGAACGCCGAUAAUGAUAGUCUCCAAUCAAAUGCCAACCACGCGAAAGCCAAGAAAAGUACAAAGAAGUUAGCAACUAUCAAUCACGAGCUUUAUGACGAAGAUGCAACUAAAUUCAAUAACGCACCGGUUUAUCCCCCGGGAUUGAUCAUCAGAACGACUGGUUCCAAUUCGAAGGCGGCAGGAGAUUCAUCCAAAGAUCUUCAAGCAGCUCAAAAUCAAGCAAAAACACCUGUUGGUCAGAAAGUGGAGCCAUCCAACACAAUUGUGACGCCUCCACCACCUCCGCCGCGAAAAAUAACUCCCAGUAAGAAGCAGCGUGAAGAGUUGAUAAAACAUUUAGAAAAUACAUCCAUGGACAAACGUCUUUUUUGGUCAUUAGUGCAUGUUUACGGGAAGAAGAUGGUCAAGAAGCUCAAUCUCAAAGCCCGCGAAGUAUGGUUUGAUUUCUUUGCGACAACUGAGUACAAUGCGACAGAUAACUGCGAAGGUAGAAUGCAACUCACUCUCCCCGAUGGUUCUAUACAGUAUCUUGGUAAAAUCACAUGGAGGCGUCGACCACAGGAUGAGUCUCUGCAGCAGCACACAUUGCCAGAGUUUACCUCUAGUUGCGCAUUAGCACGGGAUGAAAGAGGAAUCCCUAUCUACAUUGUGGAACUUGCAAAUUUUGUACAAUUCGUCGAGGAAAUGAAUAAUCACAUCCGUGAUUUGUUCUCUCUCAACAAAAACGCAUCGAUUCGUAUUGGCCCUCAAUUCUUUAGACGUAUUCCUUUGAAAGACAUUCGUGACAAGAUGGAGAUUGUCAUCGGUUACAGGAUUAGAACAGGCGUACUGGAGAGAUGUUUCGAAGGUCAAAACUAUAUUGAUGCUCUUUCAGUUCGAUUAGACAGAUACUCUGUGUACCCCUGCCCACAAAUGUGUAAAGUUCGCAAUCUCAUUGUCUAUAAUGCCGGAGACAUUGAACCCUAUCUCCAGCGUUUCGAAGGAGAAAACCUUUUUCUCACGGAGGUAUACGUGAAGGCGUAUAAUAUUCUUUGGUUCCUACAACGUUGGCAAAAAGGAGAAAUGAAAAAUCUCAAAUCGCUGAUUGUGACGAUUUGGAGUGGAUACUCAAAAGAAGAAGAAGAAACACUCCAUUUGAAUGAGGACUGGGUUUUAUUCAAUAUUCCGCAUCAAGCAUGGGACAGUGAAUUCAGACCAAGAAAUUUCAAUAACUACACAGUGAUUGAGGAAUACACUACUUUGCCAGAAAACUUCAUGGAUAUGAAGAAUGCUUACGAUAUCAGACGUGAAACGGACAGAGCUGUUGCGAGCAUCAAAUUUGAAAAGAAAUCAUUAGUCUUUUGCGUCUGGUCGCCCAGGGAUCUUUUUUCGGAUUCCAGCUCUAUCUAA